Molecule: messenger RNA, 2315 nt
Organism: Lactuca virosa
Lineage: Eukaryota; Viridiplantae; Streptophyta; Magnoliopsida; Asterales; Asteraceae
Source: the annotation of a GenBank genome assembly
CUCUUUACAAUAUAUAAACAUCAAGUAAAGCUUUUUCAUUGCCUAAUUAUGGGGAUUCUAAGCUUAUGUUGUUUCUUGGUUUUCUCCAUACAUAAACUUGUUGAUGCUCAAAUAACGACUGAAUCCAAUGAAGUGAUUGCUAUAAAGAAAGUGAUAGAUUAUUGGGGUUUGAGUUCAAAGGUAAACUUGUCAAUUGACCCCUGCACUCGUGAUGCAUCUUGGGCUACAGAAAAUGCAAACCCACGAAUUGUUUGUGAUUGUUCGAACAACAUCUGCCACAUAACUCACUUGAAAUUAUAUGCUUUGGAUAUAUCUGGUGAACUCCCACAAGAACUUUUUCAACUUACUGAGCUUAUCGACUUGAACCUCGGACAGAAUGUAUUGAAUGGCUCUAUCCCUAAAGAAAUUGGAAGAUUAUUCAAAAUGCAAUAUUUGAGCCUUGGUAUCAAUAAUUUUAGCGGUGUCGUGCCUAUGGAGCUUGGGAAUCUCACGGAUUUGAAAUCUUUAAGCUUCAGUUCAAACAAUUUCAAUGGACCUUUGCCUAUUGAUUUAGGAAAGUUGACUUCCUUAGAGCAACUGUACAUAGACAGCAGUGGAGUGAGUGGACCAUUUCCUCAAGAACUUUCAAACUUGAAAUCACUUCAUACGCUGUGGGCUUCUGACAAUGGUUUUACUGGAAAGCUUCCUGAGUUUUUGGGAACUUUUACAAAUCUAAAAACACUGAGACUUGAAGGAACAUCUCUUGAAGGCCCAAUUCCUAGUAGUUAUGCAGCUUUGACAAAACUAGAAGAUCUGAGAAUUGGUGAUCUAGGUGGUGAAGAUUCGACACUUGAUUUCUUAGUUAACUUCACAAGCCUUUCCAUUCUCUCCUUGAGAAGCUCAAGAGUUGGUGGCGAAAUUCCUUCACAAAUUGGCACUUUCGCCAACUUACAAAUUCUGGACUUGAGCUUCAACAAAUUAAAAGGCGCCAUACCGGACUCUUUCCAAGAUUCACAAUCUUUGCAUUUCUUGUAUCUUGGAAGCAAUGACUUAAAUGGGGUGAUUCCACCGAAUAUCAUAACUCCACAGCUCCGGGCAUUAGAUGUCUCCUUCAAUUCCAUCACUGGGAAUUUGCCUGCUAAUUUCACGAAAAUUGGAAGAUCAAUGAAUGCUGUAGGAACUUUGGUAAAUGGAGAUGGCUUGCUAGAAGGGAAAACCUCUGAGAUCUCACGUUGCCUGGUAACUGAUAACCAGUGCACAGAGAAGGUUCCAGUCAAUUCCUUUGCUGUAAAAUGUGGUGGAUCUUCAAUGGUAUCUACAUAUGGUGUUGCAUUCGAUGAUGAUUCAGAAACCCUAGGAGCUUCAUCAGUCUACACAGGUUCGAACAACAGAUGGGUAGUAAGCAACACAGGGAGUUUCAUAUCGAACCCUAAUGGACCUCAAUACACGACACAGACAGCUUCUCAAAUCACAGCUACUUUAGAUUCCGAGUUGUAUAAAACAGCAAGAAUCUCACCAAAUUCGUUGAGGUAUUACGGAUUAGGAUUGAGAAACGCGAAAUACAAUGUCGAACUCCAUUUUUCUGAAAUACAAAUGGAUGAUGAUUCAAGAUCAUCAUGGAAAGGCCUCGGAAGACGCUUGUUCGAUGUUUACAUCCAGGGAGAAAGGGUUCUUCAAGAUUUCAACAUAAGAAACGAAGCACAGGGAUCAAAUAAAGCGUUGGUGAGAUCAUUUGAAGCGAACGUGACGAACACGAUCAUUGAUGUUCAUCUGGUGUGGGCUGGAAAGGGUACGUGUUGCAUUCCGGUUCAAAGCACAUUUGGCCCCUUGAUCUCGGCUAUACAUGUUUCACAAGUAUCUUCCCGUGGUGGUUCUUCCAACGAUAAGAAGCAGGUCGGAAGGAUCGUCGGAAUAACACUCGGAGGUGUCGCCGGAAUUUUCAUAGCAUGCUCUGUUUUUUACUUAUGGUGGAAGAAGAAGACCCCAGAACAUGUUCGUAUCCUUACAGAUUCGCCCAAGAAGAGCUUAACUUCCGUCUAGAUGAACAAAUCCUCCUUCUUGUGGCGUAUGUUCUGCAUUCUGCAUGUUGAAUCUGUUAUCUGUGUAUGCAUUGUAGUAAUAUUAAAAAUUGUGUGCGUCGUAUAACGAUUUAGCUAGAUGUCAAGGACUAAAUAUGAAAAAUAGUAAAAGUCUUGGGUCAAGGUUGACUUUCACUAGUGAGUUGCUAUUUCACAUUUCAUUCUAGUUUUCUUUUGCCAUUGUUGUAAUCUCAUUUCUCUCUUUGUAUAGGUAAGAAAUAAUGAUGCAACAUUUGUGGUCAUCUUGUUGGUUUCUCC